Molecule: messenger RNA, 3081 nt
Organism: Desarmillaria tabescens
Lineage: Eukaryota; Fungi; Basidiomycota; Agaricomycetes; Agaricales; Physalacriaceae
Product: splicing factor, Prp19-binding domain-containing protein
Exons: 12
Coding region: 1-3081 (1026 amino acids)
Biological process (GO): mRNA splicing, via spliceosome
Cellular component (GO): U2-type spliceosomal complex
Molecular function (GO): RNA binding
Source: RefSeq, a predicted model, not a curated record
AUGUCUUCGGCUCCUCGCAAACAAGCCCCCCGCCUCGCACGUCCCGCUGCACGAUAUUGGAAAGGAAAAGCACCUAAGGGUGUUGCUGAGGUUGACUCCGAAUCUGACGAGGAGGCGCCCGAAGUUGAGGAGGAAGGCGAUGUUCUCAUUGGAGGAGAGCAAGACAUCGUUCAGGAAGACGAUGAAGACCUGCCGACCGCUCAAAAUGUCCCAAAGGCUCGGAUAAAAUCCAUGAAUGUGGCUUUGAAAGAUGUCAAUAUCUCGAAAGAUGGAAAGGUCAUCGUUGCAGGCAGAGACGAGUCUGGUCGAACGGCCCUGGAGGACGAAGAAGAAUCCGAAGAAGAGGAGUCUGAAGAGGACACGAAGCCUGGUCAACUGAAGGAGGAAUCCGACGAAGAUGAAAAGCCAAAGCUUCAACUGCGGCCCGUCUUCGUUCCAAAACGGAAUCGAGUCACGAUUGCAGAAAAAGAAGCCUUAGCUGCAGAUUCUGAAGAGGUUCUUAGGAAGAAGGAGUUAGAACUUGAAGAGCGGAAAAAGCAGAGCCACGACCUUGUAGCGGAAAGCAUCAGGCGGGAGUUAGCAGAAAAGGAGAAGGAGGAUGAUAUUCCAGAUGUUGAUGACACCGACGGCUUGGAUCCUCCUGGCGAAUUUGAGGCAUGGCGACUACGCGAACUUGGGCGAAUUAAGAAGGAGAAGGAGGAAGAGAUUCGCAGAGAAGAGGAGCGGGCAGAAGUUGAACGUCGUAGAGCCCUACCCGAGGCACAGCGUCUAAAGGAGGACCUUGAGCACGCCCAAAAGCUUCGGGACGAGAAGCCGAAAGGCCAGCAGAAGUUCCUUCAAAAGUAUUGGCACAAAGGUGCUUUCCACCAGGACGAGGAGAUUCUCAAGCGCCAUGACUACACGGAAGCUACCACAUCUACGGUUGACGUCUCAUCCUUACCCAAAGUCAUGCAAGUCAAAAACUUUGGGAAGAGGAGCCGAACGAAAUAUACACACUUAUUGGAUCAAGAUACCACGGUCCCUACUGGGGGCUUUGGUGGAAAUGCACCAGUUCAAGCCGGGGGAAAAUCCCUUGAGGGAGGGGGUUGCUUCUUAUGCGGUGGACCACAUUUGAAAAAAGAUUGUCCACAAAAUACGGGACCACUACCACUGUCAGGUCGUGGUCCUGGAACAGGCUCGAACAACGUUUCGGGAGGUUCGCGCACAUGGGGAGCACCUCCACCACCGCGAGACGGACAGUCAUGGCGAUCGCAUGAUGACGUCCGAGACGACAAUGACGGCCGAAGUAGAGACCGUGGACUACGUCGAGAGGAUGACGGCUACCAUCGACAUGACAGAAGUAAACCGGGUGACCGCUAUGAUUAUGAUUCUCGGGGCUCGAGGCGCAGGUCUCGAUCCCCACGUCGCUCACCCGACGGAUAUGAUGACGACAGAGAUUAUCGAUACAGAGAGCGGCGGCGUUCUCGAGAGCGUCUUGACGACCGGGACCAUAGGGACAAGCGAAGACGAACGAUUGCUAUAAUAGGCAGUGGCCUCGCUGGCCUGACCGCUGCCUACCUUCUGACCAAGCACUCUCAGGACGGGGACAUUUGCUUUGAUACGUCGACCUUGGGGAUGGACAGUUCUUCCAUAUCCUUGCCCCUACCAGGCCAGGACCAAGACUGGAGAGUAGACGUUCCCAUGCGCUCUUUCCAAGGAGGAUAUUACAAGCAGCUAAUGGCGCUCUACAAACGCCUCGGUGUCAAGUUCACACCACGAAAUUUUUCGUACUCUUUCUCCCUCCUUUCCAUGUCGGAGAAGGGCCGGCAAAUAACUGCAGAAAUGAUAUACAACGGCUCCUCAGGGCUUGGCGGUGUAAGCAUGCCUUCAACGUUGGACGAGAGCAAGCCAGACCUGGGGUUGGCACUGCAAGCAGCCUCGAAAGCUUGGACGAUCGGAUUAUUUGUCAUUUGGUCUAUCCAUAUUCUUCUCUGCUACCUAAGACUGCUGUGGCUCUCUAUUCCCAUGGUGCGAUCAUCGGAAGUCGAAACUAUGACCUACAAAGACUGGGUCAAGAAGACUCAUCCUACGAGUCUCCUGGCUAAAUGGACAGGCUUUGAGGAAGUUUGGACAGAAUUCACUCAUACUAUUAUGGUGCCCUUAUUCUCGGCUGUAUGUACGGCACCGGAGCAGGAGAUUCUUGACCAUCCCGUCGAAGAAUUUCUAGAUUAUAUCUGGCUUACCUUGGGCACACACCAUUAUGUGGUUGUCGAUGGCGUUCGGGACGUCGUCGGGAGACUCGUAUCCACGGUUCGGAAUGUCCAUCUAUCACAUCUCAUUUCCUCCAUCGAAGCCGAUCCAGACAACCCGGAUCUGGUAUCCGUAAAUUGCACCAACGCUGACGGUGCCAAGACAUAUACUGGUUUCCAUCAUAUUAUUUUCGCUACCCAAGCAAACCGUGCAGUCCCACUUUUGUCGUCCUACGCGUCAUCAUUAACUGGCAAAAGAAGGGAAGCAGUCGAGGAGCAGAUGCACUGCUUGGAGAAAUUCACAUACCAUUCUACUCUCGUUAUCAACCACACGGACGAAACCCUUCUCCCCGACGAUACGCGGGACCAUAGGGACUUGAAUCUGAUUUAUACCCGAGCAGACACCCUAAUACCCCCAAAGACAGUAUCAUCACGAUGUCUACCAUCAUCAUAUACCAUGGCGACUCACGUUCUCCCCCGACCACCAGGGUUUCCUGCUCAUCUGCCUGCUGUUUUCCAGUCCACAGACCCAAUCAUCGAACCUAGAGAAGGACGGAUAUUGAGUGUGGCGAGACUGGAGCGGGCCGUUGUGACGCUAGAGUCGAAACAAGCACUAAAGGAGUUAUACCAUGUGGAAGGUAGGACAAGGUGGCGGGGUCCGCGCGAAGAGUCGCUGGGGAGAUUACAGGGUGCAGGGAGACUCCGAGAUGGCAGUCCAGGCAUUUGGAUGUGUGGGUCGUUUGCAUAUCCUGGGAUUCCGCUGCUAGAGGGGUGUGUUGUUAGCGCCAGGCUUGUUGUGGAGCAGGGAUUAUACAAGUCAGAAGGAGUACGGGUGAAGCAUCCGCCUUGGUGA